AUGGGCAAUGCUGCUCUCUGCCCCUCGUGCCACGCCAGCAAGAGCGUGAAGGCCCCGGGGCACUGGCAGGAGGCAGACAGAGCCCCCGACUACUACGGCUGCCCCAGCGAGGACGCCCCGGAGCUGGGGGCGCGGUCGGACAGCAAUGCCAGCUUCCUGCGUGCGGCCCGCGCCGGCAACCUGGACAAGGUGGUGGAGUUCCUGAAGGGCGGCGUGGACAUCAACACCUGCAACCAGAAUGGACUCAACGCCCUCCACCUGGCGGCCAAGGAGGGGCACGUGGGGCUGGUGCAGGAGCUGCUGGGCAGAGGGUCGGCCGUGGACUCUGCCACCAAGAAGGGAAACACGGCUCUCCACAUCGCCUCGCUGGCGGGACAGGCGGAGGUCGUCAAAGUGCUGGUCAAGGAAGGAGCCAACAUCAACGCGCAGUCCCAGAACGGCUUCACGCCCCUGUACAUGGCUGCCCAGGAGAACCACAUCGAGGUCGUGAAGUACCUGCUGGAGAAUGGCGCCAACCAGAGCACCGCCACCGAGGAUGGCUUCACGCCGCUGGCGGUGGCGCUGCAGCAGGGCCACAACCAGGCGGUGGCUGUGCUCCUGGAGAACGACACCAAGGGCAAGGUGCGGCUGCCCGCCCUGCACAUCGCCGCCCGCAAGGACGACACCAAGUCCGCGGCGCUGCUGCUGCAGAACGACCACAACGCGGACGUGCAGUCCAAGAUGAUGGUGAAUAGGACGACUGAGAGUGGCUUCACGCCCCUGCACAUCGCCGCCCACUACGGCAACGUCAACGUGGCCACCCUCCUGCUCAACCGGGGUGCCGCUGUGGACUUCACCGCGCGGAACGGGAUCACCCCUCUGCACGUGGCCUCCAAACGGGGAAACACGAACAUGGUGAAGCUCCUGCUGGACCGUGGAGGUCAGAUCGACGCCAAAACCAGGGACGGGCUGACGCCGCUGCACUGCGCGGCCCGGAGCGGGCACGACCCGGCGGUGGAGCUGCUGCUGGAGCGGGGUGCGCCCCUGCUGGCCAGGACCAAGAACGGGCUGUCCCCGCUGCACAUGGCCGCGCAGGGCGACCACGUGGACUGCGUCAAGCACCUGCUGCAGCACAAGGCGCCCGUGGACGAUGUCACACUGGACUACCUGACGGCCCUGCACGUGGCUGCGCACUGCGGCCACUACCGCGUCACCAAGCUGCUUCUGGACAAGCGGGCCAACCCCAACGCCCGAGCCCUGAACGGCUUUACUCCGCUGCACAUUGCCUGCAAGAAAAACCGCAUCAAAGUCAUGGAGCUGCUGGUGAAAUACGGGGCUUCCAUCCAGGCGGUCACCGAGUCGGGCCUCACGCCUAUACACGUGGCCGCCUUCAUGGGCCACCUGAACAUUGUGCUGCUGCUGCUGCAGAACGGCGCCUGCCCCGACGCCACUAACAUUCGUGGGGAGACAGCGCUGCACAUGGCGGCCCGGGCAGGCCAAGUGGAGGUGGUGCGAUGCCUGCUGCGCAACGGCGCCCUCGUCGACGCCAGAGCCCGGGAGGAGCAGACGCCUCUGCACAUUGCCUCGCGCCUGGGCAAGACGGAGAUCGUGCAGCUGCUGCUCCAGCACAUGGCACACCCGGACGCGGCCACCACGAAUGGGUACACGCCCCUACACAUCUCCGCCCGGGAAGGCCAGGUGGACGUGGCCUCGGUCCUCCUGGAGGCAGGGGCUGCCCACUCCUUGGCUACCAAGAAAGGCUUCACCCCGCUGCACGUGGCCGCCAAGUACGGCAGCCUGGACGUGGCCAAGCUGCUGCUGCACCGGCGGGUGGCGGCCGACUCCGCGGGGAAGAACGGCCUGACCCCGCUGCACGUGGCCGCCCACUAUGACCACCAGGAGGUGGCUGUGCUGCUGCUGGAGAGAGGCGCCUCCCCUCACGCCACCGCCAAGAAUGGCUACACUCCCCUACACAUCGCUGCCAAGAAGAACCAGAUGCAAAUCGCAUCCACGCUUCUCAGCUACGGGGCCGAGACGAAUGUCGUGACUAAGCAGGGCGUGACCCCGCUGCACCUGGCCUCCCAGGAGGGGCAUGCAGACAUGGUCACCUCACUCCUGGACAAGGGUGCCAAUGUCCACACAUCGACCAAGAGCGGUCUCACAGCCUUGCACCUCGCAGCCCAGGAGGACAGAGUGAAUGUUGCUGACAUUCUCGUCAGGCACGGGGCGGACCAGGAUGCCCACACGAAGCUCGGUUAUACUCCUUUAAUUGUGGCCUGUCACUAUGGAAACGUGAAAAUGGUCAACUUCCUUUUGAAGCAUGGAGCCAAUGUCAACGCCAAAACCAAGAGUGGCUACACGCCCCUGCACCAGGCCGCACAGCAGGGCCACACACACAUCAUCAAUGUGCUGCUGCAGCACGGAGCACGGCCCGAUGCCACCACCACGAAUGGCAACACGGCCCUGGCCAUCGCUAAACGGCUGGGCUACAUCUCAGUGGUCGACACCCUGAAGGUUGUGACGGAGGAGGUCACCACCACCACGACAACUAUCACUGAGAAACACAAGCUGAAUGUUCCUGAGACCAUGACAGAGGUGCUUGACGUUUCUGACGAAGAGGCUCUUAAACAGUCUGGUGACCGCGUUAUUGAUGGGGAAGUACUUAGUGACUCAGGAGACGACACGAUGACGGGGGACGGCGGCGAGUACCUGCGGCCCGAGGACCUAAAGGAGCUGGGUGACGACUCGCUGCCCAGCAGCCAGUUCCUGGACGGGCUGAGCUACCUGCGCUACAGCCUGGAGGGCGGGCGCUCCGACAGCCUCCGGUCCUUCAGUUCCGACAGGUCGCACACCCUGAGCCACGCCUCCUACCUGAGGGAUAGCGCCAUGAUCGACGACGCCGUUGUGAUCCCCAGCCACCAGGUGUCCGCGCUCGCCAAGGAGGCGGAGAGGAACUCGUACCGCCUCAGCUGGGGCCCCGAGCACCUGGACAAUGUGGCCCUUUCUUCCAGCCCCAUCCACUCAGGCCGCACCUCUCCAUGUCUCGACCGUGACAACAGCAGCUUCCUGGUCAGCUUCAUGGUGGACGCCCGCGGGGGCGCCAUGCGCGGCUGCAGACACCACGGGCUCCGCAUCAUCAUCCCGCCGAGGAAGUGCACGGCCCCCACACGGGUCACCUGCCGCCUGGUGAAACGCCACCGCCUGGCGACCAUGCCCCCAAUGGUGGAGGGAGAAGGCCUGGCCAGCCGCCUGAUCGAAGUCGGACCCUCUGGCGCACAGUUCCUGGGUAAACUCCACCUGCCAGCGGCUCCCCCCCCACUUAAUGAGGGAGAAAGCUUGGUCAGCCGCAUCCUUCAGCUGGGGCCUCCUGGAACCAAGUUCCUUGGGCCCGUCAUCGUGGAGAUCCCGCACUUCGCUGCCCUGCGAGGGAAGGAGAGGGAGCUGGUGGUGCUGCGGAGCGAGAACGGGGACAGCUGGAAGGAGCACUGCUGUGAGCACACGGAGGACGAGCUCAACGAGAUCCUCAACGGCAUGGACGAGGUGCUGGACAGUGCUGAGGACCUGGACCGUAAGCGCAUCUGCCGCAUCGUCACGCGUGACUUCCCGCAGUACUUCGCUGUGGUAUCCCGCGUCAAGCAGGACAGCCACCUGAUCGGGCCCGAGGGCGGCGUGCUGAGCAGCACGGUGGUCCCGCAGGUGCAGGCGGUGUUCCCCGAGGGUGCGCUGACCAAGCGGAUCCGCGUGGGCCUGCAGGCGCAACCUGUGCAUGGCGAGCUGGUGAAGAAGAUCCUUGGGAACAAAGCGACCUUCAGCCCGAUCGUCACCUUGGAGCCCAGACGAAGGAAGUUCCACAAGCCGAUCACCAUGACCAUCCCCAUCCCCAAAGCUGCCAGCGACGUCAUGCUGAAUGGUUUUGGGGGAGAUGCUCCAACCUUGAGACUUCUGUGCAGCAUAACAGGUGGGACCACCCCUGCGCAGUGGGAAGACAUCACCGGCACCACGCCGCUAACCUUUGUCAACGAGUGUGUCUCCUUCACCACCAACGUGUCUGCCAGGUUCUGGCUGAUCGAUUGUCGGCAAAUCCAGGAAUCCGUCACCUUCGCCUCCCAAGUGUACAGGGAGAUCAUCUGCGUCCCAUACAUGGCCAAGUUCGUGGUGUUCGCCAAGUCGCACGACCCCAUCGAGGCGCGGCUGCGGUGCUUCUGCAUGACGGACGACAAGGUGGACAAGACGCUGGAGCAGCAGGAGCACUUCGCGGAGGUGGCCCGCAGCCGGGACGUGGAGGUGCUGGAGGGAAAACCCAUCUACGUUGACUGUUUCGGCAAUCUCGUGCCGUUAACCAAGAGUGGCCAACAUCACAUAUUCAGCUUUUUUGCCUUUAAAGAAAACAGACUUCCUCUCUUUGUCAAGGUACGAGACACGACUCAGGAACCAUGCGGACGACUAUCAUUUAUGAAGGAGCCGAAAUCCACGCGAGGCCUGGUGCACCAAGCCAUCUGCAACUUAAACAUCACCCUGCCUGUCUACGUCAAGGAGUCCGAGUCGGAUCAGGAGCCGGAGGAAGAGGUUGAUGUGACAUCGGAAAAAAACGAUGAGACAGAGUCGACAGAAACAUCUGUCCUGAAAAGCCAGCUGGUCACUGAGGCCCCAGCCCUGGCGAGCCCGGACCUGCUCUCGGAAGUCUCUGAGAUGAAGCAGGGCCUGCUGAAGAUGAGUGCCCUGCUGACCACAGACGCGGCCGACAGGGCGGGGCCGCUCAGGGACAAGGAGCCGGCUGGGCCCGCCCAGGAGGAGCCGGGGGAGCCCUUUGAAAUCGUGGAGAAAGUGAAGGAGGACUUAGAGAAGGUGAACGAGAUCCUGAGGGGGGGGUGCUCCGAGGGGGAAGGCCAUGAGCCGGGGCCCCAGCCGGAGCGGGAGCUGCCGGACGAGGAGUGGGUAGUUGUCAGUGACGAGGAGAUAGCGGAGGCCAAGCAGAGGGCACCCCUGGAGGUCCCCGAGGUCCCCUGUGUGGAAGUUAGACUAGCGAGGGAGACCCCAGCUCAGGGACAGAAGGAUGCCACGGGGCUGGUAAACUACCUCAUUGAGGACCUGAGCUCCUACGCGGCCUCUCCCGAAGGGGCCCCGCAGCCAGGGCGCCAUGUGGCCGGGGACCGGCACGCUGGGAGCCAAGGGAAGGGUGUUCCCCGAGAUGGGACGCAGAGGACGCAGAAAGAGCACAGGCCGGGCCUGGGCAUGAAGAAGCCAGUGCGAAGGAAGCUGACGGAAAACCUGAAGCAGAAAGAGGAGGGUUCGCAGGCCGGCACAGGGAAGCCGGGGCUGAGAAAGGGCAGUUCGGAGGAAUCCGUGGAGGAGGACGCCGAGUUAGCUCCGGAGCCGCUGCCCGCGGGGAAGGCCACGUCUCCGUUGGUGGAAGAGACGCCCAUCGGCUCCAUCAAGGACAAAGUGAAGGCCCUUCAGAAGCGGGUGGAGGAUGAGCAGAAAGGUCGAAGCAAGCUGCCCAUCAGAGUCAAGGGCAGAGAGGAGGUGCCCCGGAGGGCCAGCCCCAGGCUGCCACCAGCCGCCUCGCCCCCUCUGAAGUCCGACAGGCGGGCACCUGCCCCCCCGUCCUCCAAGGCAGACAGACACUCUUCCCUCACCGCCUCCGCCAAGUCUGACCGGCAUCCUCCCACAUCACCACCGAGUAAAACAGACAAACACUCGCCCGUGUCUCCCUCAGCGAAAACCGACAGACACUCACCUGUGUCUCCUUCAACGAAAAACGACAGACACUCGCCCGUGUCUCCUUCAAUGAAAAAUGACAGACACUCACCCACCUCUUCCGCAACAAAAACCGACAGACACUCCGCUGCAUCCUUGUCAGGGAAAAACGGGAAACGCUCACCUGUGUCACCUUCAGGUAGAACAGACAGACACCCACCUGUGUCGCCAUCGGGAAGGACCGAUAAACAUCCACCCGCAUCGCCGGGGCGGACAGACAAGCGCCUGCCCGUGUCCCCGGCGGCCAGAAGGGAAAAGCACGCAGCAGGGCCGGCCCCGGGGAAGGCUGAGCAGCGCCUCUCGGCGUCCCCGUCUGGGAAAACGGCAAAGGCAGCCCCCGUGUCCCCCACCGCAAGAACUGAGCGCAUCGAGGAGACCAUGUCUGUCCGGGAGCUGAUGAAGGCCUUUCAGUCAGGUCAGGACCCGUCCAAACACAAGGCCGGACUCUUCGAGCACAAAUCCCCCAAACCAAAGCAGCCGCAGGAAAAGGGCAGGGCUCCGGCAGAGAAAGGAAAGGGGCAGGUGCCCGCCCAGGGAGAGACACAGAAAAGCGAGAGUCCGCCCCCCGAGCCAGGCCAGAGGUUCCCGGGAGUUGUGGCCACAGGUGCCUCGGGGCCGAGAGAAGACGCCACUGGAGGGAAGGAGCUGGUGUCUGGCCACAGGGUGCCACCACCUGUGGGGCAGGCCCUCGGGGAGGAGCUGGACGAGCGAGGCAAUGGGGACCCCCAGAUCAGCCCCGAUCGCAGAACCUCCACCGACUUCUCGGAGGUGAUUAAGCAGGAGCUGGAGGACAAUGCCCGGUACCAGCAGUUCUGCCACCGGGAGGAGCCGGAGCCGGCGGAGGCGCAGCUGGUCCCGGAGCAGGUGCUCACCAGCCCCUUCCCCAGGGCCUUCCAGCCGGAGCCGGAUAGCGGGGAACUGCUCCCGGGCCUGGCCUUCCGCCUGGACGGCAGCUGGGAGAACCUGCGGCAGGAGGGGGCAGUGGGGUCCCCGUGUGGCAGCCUGAUGGAGGGGACCCCCCAGGCCAGCUCAGAGGAGAGCUACAAGCACGAGGGCCUGGCCGAGACCCCUGAGACCAGCCCAGAGAGCCUUUCUUUCUCCCCAAAGCAGAGCCAGGAGCAACUUGGGGAGCCCAGUGAAACCACCCCCUUAGAAACAGACAUUCAUUCGGGGGAAGAACGGUCCUCCACCAAAGACACUUCCGAUGGCGCCGGAGAGCCUAGAGUGGCUGUCACCAGGGGCUCUGAGCCCGCAGCCAGGGGUGUGAAGGAGGCCACCCCGGACCUUCCCAGAGAGACGGACCCCACCCCCGGGGGCGGCGACCUGGGCUGCUGCGCUGUGUCCCCCGCGGAGAAGGCGCCUGCCCAUCUGACUGAGGACGUGCCCGAUGAGCACGGCCCACCUGCCCACGAGACACGGACUGAGCUCCAAGCUCGGAGACCCACAAGCCCCGAGCCCUUGCUGCCAGAGGCCCCUGUGAGGACCGGCCAGGCCCAGGCAGCCCCCCGCAGCCCCCCAGGCCUGGAGCUGCCCCUCCGUCAGCCAGACACUGAGGUCCUCAGCCCCGGGGCCGACGAGUCCCUGGCCGUGAGCCACCAGGACUCCCUGGAGGCCAGCCCGGUGCUGGAGGACAACUCCUCCCACAAAACCCCGGACUCCCUGGAGCCCAGCCCCCUCCGGGAGUCCCCGUGCCGGGACUCCCUGGAGGGCAGCCCCGUGGAGCCCAAGGUGAAGGCCGGCAUCUUCCCCGGCCACUCUCCUCUCCCGGCCGCUGUCGCCAGAGCAGAGCUGCUCACCGAGGGGGCCUCGGUGCGGGCCCGGCUGCUCCGCGACCCCGACGGUAGCGCCGAGGACGACAGUCUUGAGCAGACAUCCCUCGUGGAGAGCUCAGGGAAGAGCCCCCUGUCCCCCGACACCCCCAGCUCCGAAGAAAUCAGCUACGAGGUCACCCCCAAGGCCUCAGAUGCAAGCCCCCCCAAACCAGCUGUGAUUCAUGAAUGCGCAGAGGAGGACAUGGAAAACGGGGAGAGAAAGAGGUUCACGCCUGAGGAGGAGAUGUUUAAAAUGGUCGCCAAGAUCAAGACCUUUGACGAGCUCGAGCUAGAAGCCAAGCAGAAGAGGGGCCACCGGAGAGAGCCCGAGCCCGAGGGCUCUUCCUCCUCCUCCCAGCCCGACACCGAGCGUCCGGCUGCCGCGGGCGGGCCGCCGCAUGGGCAGCGCCCGGAGGACAGGCGUGAUGUCCCUGUGGUGGUGACUGCCGGCAGCAGGACGACCUCCUCCUCCUCGGAGAGCGAGCCGGAGCUGAGGCUGCCGAGAGCGGGUGCUGAGCCGGGCCUGCUCCCGGAGCCGGUCAUCCACGUGCAGCCGCCGUCCCCGCUCCCGUCCAGCGUGGACUCCGGCUCCAGCCCCGAGGAAAUGCCCUUCCAGCCCCCGGCCUCCAAGCAGUACACGUUCAGGGUGAGCGAGGAUGCGGAGGGGCCCGGGGAGUCGGGAGAAGAAGCGUGCACAUCUCAUCUGCCUGAAGGCAGCCAGGUGGGUCCCCCCGGGGGCCCGGACCCGGCUUCCGACGGCCUGAACAGAGAUGCUGACCAACCCCAACCCUGCACGGGCCUUGGGUGUGAAGCGGGGAGCCCAGGCAGCUUGGCCUCGCCCAGCCCUUCAGGUCCCAGUGGCGCCCCCCAUGCUGAGGUCCCCGAGGAGCUGGCUGGCUGGGAGGAGCCAUCGGCCCCGCAGGCCCCGCAGGAGAAGGACUCGGAGGGAGAGGCGCGCCGCGUGUCUGCAGUGGCAUCUCCAGGAGCUGUGCUCCCCAGCGAAGGCUCUUCACCUCCGCCCCCUGGGCCUGGUGGUCCAGCAUCUGAAGGAAAAGGGUCAGAUGAAGAUGUCGUCUCUGCAUCUCCCACCACAGAACCAGAGGCCGCAGGAGCCGGCCACACUCCCAAGGGGCUCCCCAGGGCCUGUCCCACGCUUGCCGCCGCCAUCACCACAGACACACUGUCCACGGACAGUCCAGGCUCUGACCGAGCUGAGACUGAGGACAUCUGUGACCUUCAGGUCACCAGCCCGUAUGAAAACGUUCCUCCCCAGUCUUUUUUCUCCAGCGAAGAAAGCCAAGCCCAGACGGAGGCGAGACACCCGCGUUUCCACGCGACAGAAGUGUCUUCUGUGGCCGUCACGGCCUCGGUGGGAGGUGUGGCGGAGGCCAGCUCCUCCCGGGCAGCUGUGCCAAGCAGAGAGUUCAGUUUGGAGGGCCAGAGCAUGGAGGUGGAAUCCACGCAAGAAAGCACCUCGUGGGAGACGCAGUCGGAUGGCGCCCCUGUGUCCGGCGGGCCCCCGCGGCCCUGCACCUCGGCGGUCCCCGGCGAGCAUGUGAGCACAGUCGUCAUCACCACCAGCCACGUGGACUCCGAUUCCUGGAGUGAGAUCCGCGAGGAUGACGAAGCCUUCGAGGCCCGCGUGAAGGAGGAGGAGCAGAAGGUGUUCGGUCUGAUGGCAGAAAGACAGUCCCAGGGCACCACCCCAGACACCACGCCCGCCCGGACCCCCACCGAAGAGGGGACCCCAACCGGUGACCAGAACCCCUUCCUGUUUCAGGAGGGCAAGUUGUUUGAGAUGACCCGGAGCGGCGCCAUCGACAUGACCAAGAGGUCCUACGCGGAUGAUGGUUUUCACUUUUUCCAAAUUGGGCAGGAGUCCAGGGAGGAGACCAUCUCUGAGGACGUGGCAGGAGGCGGGGCUGCCGCCGAGCCCUCAGGGCCGGAGCCACCGGCUCGGUCACUGGCACUUUCAGAAUCAAAAGACACAGAUGAGGCUGACUUGUUCCCCGAUGGCCUGAGUGAGGAGGGAGAGGGAACCCUGGCUUCGGAUGGUCACUUUCGCUCCCCAACAGGGAUCCCAGCCUCCGUGGACACGUCGGUUGCCUCUGUGGGCACCGAGGACCUGACCCCUGUGACCGGGGGCACCACGCCUCCUCCGCCCGCUGUCCAGGUCCUGACAGACGUCGCCACAGUCACUGGGUCCGGAUUCUUAGGACAGGAUGGUGGCUCUCCUGACUCCUCCCCAGAGGAGCAGAAGUCAGUCAUUGAGAUCCCCACGGCAGCUGCAGAGAGCGUGCUUCCUCCUGAGAGCCAGGCCCAGGUCCUGGUCAGGCCCGGGCCCCCUGCCACCCCCGCCUCGGCCCCUGCAGAGGAGAGCCUGCUGCCCAGCCCAGGCGAAGACAGGAGAGAGCAGGAGACAAAGCCCAAGUCUAAAAUCCCCGUGAAGGCGCCCCCCCAAGCAGCUGGGCUGCAGCCUUUGCAUCUGAACUCCUCCCUGCAGAAGACAGGGCCGCCUCAGGGACAGGACGCGCCAGGCAGGGCCGCAGAUGACAGGGGCACCUCUGAGUCAGAUGCCAGCCCUUUGGACCCAAAGACCAAGAGUCCAGCGAAAGCGCCAAGCUGUGCUGAGGCCGAAGCAGAAAGUGGGGAGUGGGCAGAGGAGUUCCCGCUCGAGUCAGAGGCCGCAGCCUCGAGACCCAAGGUGUUUGCCUCCCGCCUGCCGGUGAAGAGCAGAGGCGCCCCAAGCCCCACCCGGGAGAGCAGGGAGCGCUUCCUUGACCUUUACAGGGACUCCAUAGAAUUCUUCGAGGAGAUUAGCGAUGAGGCGUCCAAGCUAGUGGACAGACUCAGCCAGGCAGAGAGGGAGCGGGAGGCAGUCUCGGAUGACGAGAGCAGUAGUGCCCUGGACGCCUCGGUGAUCGAGAGCCUGCCACCUGCCGAGCCCGAGCGCUCGGGCCCUGAGGACAUCUUUGACACCAGGCCCAUCUGGGAUGAGUCCAUUGAGACUCUGAUUGAGCGCAUCCCCGAUGAGAGUGGCCAUGACCCCACUGAAGAUCAGCAGGAUGCACAGGAGCGGAUGGAGGAGCGGCUGGCCUACAUCGCCGACCACCUGGGCUUCAGCUGGACAGAAUUGGCCAGAGAGCUGGACUUCUCUGAGGAGCAGAUCCACCAGAUCCGGGUGGAGAACCCCAACUCCCUGCAGGACCAGAGUCACGCGCUGCUGAAGUAUUGGCUGGAGCGGGACGGGAAGCUCGCCACCGACACCAGUCUCAUCGAGUGCCUCACCAAGAUCAACCGCAUGGACAUUGUGCAUCUCCUGCAGACCAACACGGAGCCGCUCCUGGAGCGCGCCAGCCACAGCUACGCCGAGAUGGAGCAGACCAUCACGCUGGACCACAGCGAAGGGUUCUCGGUGCUGCAAGACGAGCUGCCCGCGAGGCACCAGCAGGCUCACAAGCACGCAGCGUCCAGAGAAGGCGAGGCCUGUGGUCACCCCCCCAUCGUCUCUGACGAAGACCUCUCCGUCAGCUACUCCGCGUUCCAGGAUGGCACCUCCAGGACGGAUGGGGACAGCCCCACUGGGGAGCGCCUGCCCCGGGAGCGGGUGCACGGGGGCCUGGCGGGGACAGGGACGCCCGAGGAGCCGGCUCCGGAGCUGCAGCAGCAGUGCUGUGUGACAGCCCCGUGGACACCAGGGUCAGACACCGAAAAGGCCACGGCGGCCCCUGGCUCUCCCAGCAGGACCCCCGAGGAGCACAGGCCCCGCCCGCCGCCCUGGGAGCGGGCAGACUCGCCCCUCGUGCAGGAGCCCGCGGAGCCCGCGGAGCUCAGGGGCGCCGGCUCUCCAAGGAGGCACAGCCUAGUGAUCGUGGAGUCGGCCGAUGAGCAGCCUCCGGCCUUCGAGAGCCUCGACGAAGACUCGGCGUUUCAAAAGGAGCUCACGGCCGAGCUGGGUGGGCUGGAAGCCAGCUCCGAUGAGGAGGCGCUGGUCACCACCAGGGUUGUCCGCCGGCGGGUGAUCAUUCAGGGAGACGACAUGCCUGACUUGCCCCCAGAAACGGUCACGGAGGAGACCUACGUGGACGAGCACGGGCACACGGUGGUGAAGAAGGUCACCAGGAAGGUCAUCCGGCGGUUCGUGUCCUCGGACGGCACCGAGCGGGAGGAGGUCACCGUGCAGGGGCCGCCCCAGGAGCCCGUCCGCGUCGAGGACGGGGACGGCUACUCCAAGGUCAUAAAGCGCGUGGUGCUGAGGAGCGACACCGAGCAGUCCGAGGUGGCCGUGUCCGAGCCCGGCGCCCUGUGCGAGGCCUCGCAGUUCCAGGCGGAGCCCGUGGAGGGCCGCCGAGUCAGCAAAGUCGUCAAAACGACGGUGGUGCGUGGAGAGAGGAUGGAGAAGCAUCUGGGGGACCCCCGUGUCGCCCCCGACCUUCCCUCAGCCAAAGACGACUUCGAGCAGGCUCUGAGUUACACAGGCCGCCACGAGCAGGUCCACGCCCCCAGCUUAGUAGAGGAGGAAGUCCUGAGAGAGGAUGGAUCGGUCGUUAAAAGGACGACGCUCCGUAAGGCCCGCACGCAGACGCGGGCCGUGGUGAGGGACCGGCGUGGGAAGCGCGUGCACCUGGAGUCCCUGGAGGAUGUGCCCGCGGCCCUGCAGCAGGACGACCUCCAGCGCGACCUCCAGCGGCUCCUGCGGCACUUCCAACGGGACGACCUGGAGCGGGAGGCCCCGUGAGAGCCCUGCGCACACCGGACCCCUCAGCCACGGCCCGUCGUCAGAGCACCUGCCUGCCGUGCCCCCACCCCCACGCUGAGCACACGCUGCCCUGGUCAGUGCCCCCCUCACUGUAAGCUACUGGGUGACCAAAGAGAGCCUCCUCCCCCGGGGCCGGUCCCGACUGCGGCAUCCGGGCGCCUUGGGAACUGGCGCUCUCCUCCGCUUCGCCUCGCUCCUCCGGAGCCUUCGACCCUGGGCUCCCGCAGACUCCCCUGGCGGCAGGCGGCAGGCGGGGGUCCCGCAAGGGCGUCUGGGUACAUGUACAUAGAAAACGCUCAGAUGAGCACACGUUAGAUGAGAGCCACGGCCUGGCGUCACCACAUGGGCAGGGGGACCCAGGGCCCUAGAAACGGCUGGACACAACCGAAGGGUGACACGCCCGCUGCAGGAGAGGCACUUCGACCACCAUCCUGACUCCAGCGCAGCCAUCGCCUGGGAGCCGCCGGGCAGGCCGGGAGCCGGCCAUCCAGGUGCUAGCAGCUGCCCGGGCCUUCUGGCACCUUCAGGUCUCUGAUUUCGGACACGUUGGCAGGGUAUGGACAAGCUGUAACGGCUGUGGUCUCCAGAUCUCAUUGCUGCUUAGCCAACCGCGCUGUCUUACCCGCGGCCCCUCCUCCGGCCGCGGCUCUGUAGAUAGGACAUUGGGAACAGGAUCUGCCCAGACACACACGCUCCGACUCCUCGCCGUGGGGGAGUGGCCCCCCGCCUCUUUCUCCGGGUUCCCUCUCCACUGACACCUGCAUGCAGCAUCUGAAACCCUUGCCCUCGGACCCUCUUCCCGGGGAGGUGGCUGUUUCAUGUCCCUCCCCCAGAGCCAGCUCGUCUCACUCCUCAGCGAGGGCUGCGGGCUGGCAGGAGGGAGGGAGGCGUCCUCACCGCUUCGGAUUUGGUUAAAGGGUUGCGGUUACUUAUUUCAAAUCCAAACUCCCUUAGGAACCAGGGGCGCCUGUGUGCACCUCCCUGGGCGUGCGUUUCAGAGGGCGACCCCCGCCCCGUCCUCAUCCCCUCGCGUAUGCAAGUAUAUGCCUAUUACAGACACAUCUCUGGGUCAGUUAUUUAUUCAAGAAAAGUGUAUCCCACGGAGAUGACGUUUAAAACCAACCCGGGCUCUGUCCUCGCGGAUGGAGCCCUUCCCGACUCCAGGUGGUCUUUUCCUGUCGUGCGGAAAUGAGCCGCUGCUCCCAAGGUCACGACAAGGACACAGGGCCGCUGCGUCCCCACCAGGGGUUUCCUGGGAGUCACGAGCCAGGCCCAACCCCAGUGCCCGCACGUAGGGCCUCCGGGCAGGAAGGGAGCAUCGCUCUGGCAGCCGAAACGCGGGAGGCCGGCGGGAUGUGGAGACGCCGCCCUCAGACCCUCGUUUCCGUGGUGUGGCUUGCAGUGCCGGUGGCGUCCGUGGCAGCAUCCCGUCCUUCCCCUCUGUUUGGAAUUUUGCUGUGUGAUCAGAAACCUUGAAUACUGUGAGAAGAAGUGGCUUUUCAGUUGACGAAUCAGCAUCUUGUUCCCAUGGUGAUAACCCUAACUGAGUGUACCUAUGAGGGCAUGUAUCCGUUAACGGGGAAGUCCCACACUAACCACACGUAGCUGCACACCGUGUACAAUGGCUGAUUAACCUAAAUAAAGUGUACCA
Molecule: messenger RNA, 13957 nt
Organism: Eptesicus fuscus (big brown bat)
Lineage: Eukaryota; Metazoa; Chordata; Mammalia; Chiroptera; Vespertilionidae
Gene: ANK2
Product: ankyrin 2
Exons: 51
Coding region: 1-12285 (4094 amino acids)
Biological process (GO): signal transduction; regulation of cardiac muscle contraction; protein localization to T-tubule
Cellular component (GO): T-tubule
Molecular function (GO): protein binding
Source: RefSeq, a predicted model, not a curated record